This is a messenger RNA of Drosophila willistoni, 2132 nucleotides long. It is a transcript of the gene CNT1, whose product is annotated as solute carrier family 28 member 3. Gene Ontology annotation, biological process: nucleoside transmembrane transport. The record is from RefSeq and is a predicted model, not a curated record. Bases 100 to 1977 code for a protein of 625 amino acids. Gene Ontology annotation, molecular function: nucleoside:sodium symporter activity. NCBI's taxonomy places the organism in Eukaryota, Metazoa, Arthropoda, Insecta, Diptera, Drosophilidae. The transcript is spliced from 6 exons. Gene Ontology annotation, cellular component: membrane.
UAUUUAAUUCGAAAUUGUUUUUAAAAUAGCACACAUCAUAUAAGACACGUUUACACAUAAAAAAAAGAAAAAAAAAACGUUUUACCCUGCCAUUUAUAAAUGGAUGAAAGUGCCAAUAUUGAGGAAAAGCCAGAAAAGCCCAGUCGCAAAAAGAAGUUUCUCAUAUUAUUGCUUCAUGUGAUCUUUCAUCUUAUUCUAAUUUCAUAUUUCAUAGCGACUUCAGUGGUAUAUUUUAGAUAUGAUAGACAGUCGUCCGAGUGUAUAGAGCCGGUGAGUGAAAAUGCAACUGAGGUGACACCGGAAAUAAUAGCUAUACCAACUGAAGCCAAUCCAACUGCGGCACCAGCGAUUCCACCACCUGAAACCCGUUACAGACGACAAGUGGAUGUAACCACAGCGCCAGAUGCAAAGAAAAAGCCUUUUGAGCCAAACUUACUCUGCUCCAUUGAUUGGUGCCAUGGCUAUGGAUUUUUCGGGAUUCUUUUCGUGAUAUUUUAUAUAUUUUGGAUAUAUUAUUGGCUUGUCAAGCCACUGGUGGGAAAGAAACUCUAUGGCCAAACGAUUGAGCCUGCUGUCGACAAAUGGAUUAGCUUUAGUCGCGGUUUUGCCGUAUCACUUAUUAUGGUCCUUCUUGUGAUUAUAUUAGUGGUUGGUUAUCUCUUGUUCGAAUGUCGUAACGAUUUUAGAAAAUCGGCAGGACUAGUGGCACCUCUGCUUUUUGUCUUUCUCGGAUUUCUAUGUUCGAAACAUCGCAGAGUCAUACAAUGGCGAAUUGUUAUCCAUGGCAUAUUGGGUCAACUGAUAUUGGGCAUCAUUUGCAUACGUCUGGAAUUUGGUAGAUCCGUUUUCAAGUGCAUUGGCGAUAAGGUGUCGACCUUUCUACUCUUUGCCAAUCAUGGGGCUAGAUUCGUUUACGGUGAUCGCAUUUGUGAUGAUUUUGUCUUUGCCUUUGCCAUAUUGGCAAUGAUAUUCUUUUUCAGUGUUGCAACAUCUUGUCUUUACUAUCUGGGUAUAAUGCAAUUCUUUUUGGGUGUCCUUGGUUGGCUCCUACAGGCAACAGUGGGGACCACAGUCUGUGAGAGUAUCAAUGCAGUGGGCACUGUUUUUCUUGGCAUGUCCGAAUCUCCGCUUUUGAUUAGGCCAUAUAUUCCUUUGCUAACCGUUAGUGAAUUGCAUACAAUAUGCGUUUCCGGUUAUUCAAAUGUAGCAGGAACUGUCCUUGGCGCAUAUAUCGCAUUUGGUGCCCCGCCUGGCUUACUAAUCACAGCCAGCGUUAUGGCCGCUCCUGCCUCUUUAGCAUUUGCCAAAUUAUUUUUCCCCGAAACGGAAGAAUCUGUUACCAGAUCAGAUAAUAUUGUAAUGAUUCCAACCACCAAUACAUCCAUUUUAGAUGCCAUCAUAAGUGGUGCAGCUGGCGCUUUAACCAUUGUCUUGGGAAUCGUAUCCAAUAUAAUUGCCUUCUUGUCGUUAUUUGCCUUUUUAAAUGCUGUAACUGAAUGGAUAUUUGAUCUGCUUGGUUUCAAUCAAAUAACAUUGGUCUAUUUGCUUACGUAUUUGUUUGUACCAUUGGUUUUCGCUAUGGGUGUCCCAACGCAUGAUUGUAAACGUGUUGGCGAACUUGUGGCCCAAAAGACAUUCAUCAAUGAGUUUACAGCCUACAAGAAUCUGGGGCAAAUGAUCGAGCAGGAUUUAAUUGAUCAACGAAGCGCUGGUAUUGCCACAUUCGCUUUAUGUGGUUUCUCCAAUCCUGCAUCCUUGGGCAUUCUAAUAGCGGCCUUAAGUGCCAUGGCUCCCAAUCGACGUACAGAUAUAAUGCAUGUGGCUUUACGAGGAUUUUUUGUGGGCAGCUUUGUUAGCUUUACAUCGGCCUCAUUUGCAGGAAUACUUAUUCAAGAAAACGAACUACAGAAAAUGAAUACAAAAAUGAUCGACUUUCAGUACUUAAAUACAAUGGACAUGGGCCUCUUUUUUCACUAAUAUAUAAUUUGAGAAAUAUAAAAUAAAGCUGCCUAACGGAAAACUUGGCCAACAAAAAAGGAGAAAUUAUGGACCUCCUUUUUUCUUUGGCUAAGAAGUAGGCCUAUGGUUUUUCCUUUUUUUUGACCAGAGGUUUCUUAGGAUAUGACCACCAU